Messenger RNA from Octopus sinensis (East Asian common octopus), 856 nucleotides. RefSeq names its product transcription initiation factor IIA subunit 1-like. Lineage: Eukaryota; Metazoa; Mollusca; Cephalopoda; Octopoda; Octopodidae. Gene Ontology annotation, biological process: transcription by RNA polymerase II; transcription initiation at RNA polymerase II promoter. The transcript is spliced from 7 exons. The record is from RefSeq and is a predicted model, not a curated record. Gene Ontology annotation, cellular component: transcription factor TFIIA complex. The coding region runs from base 5 to 856 and encodes 283 amino acids.
UGCGAUGUCAGGCUCUAAUCCAGUUCUUCACUUCUACCAAUCAGUAAUCAGCAAUGUCCUCACAAAUGUCAAAGAUCUCUUCAUCAACGAAGGUCUUGACGAACAGAUCCUUGUUGAACUCGAUCAGUCUUGGCGGGCUAAACUUGGGGCAUCAAAGGCAGUGACAGGCCACACACGUGAGCGUCGGCAUUACCUCAACCAAUACUAUCAACUACAAGCUCAGGCAACAUUUUCAAAUAAUUCUUCAACUGCACCAAUCCGGGGUCCUGCCAACUCAAUUUUGAUGCCUGUGGUGAUGACAUCAGAACAAUCCCUUGCAAGCAAUCCAUACGCAAUCCACAACCUGAUUGGCCAGCCUCAUGGAAUGCCCAACCAGGCAGGUUACUCCUCAACUAACGAAUCGACUCCAUCAAAAAGAAUGGCAAUGAAUCCUUCUCAGGUGGAAAAGGACUAUGGAACUAAUCACUCACUAUCUCUGCAAAAGUUUGAGCAUCCAUAUAGAGAUUCUGCCACUAUUGUUGAAAAAUUUUCCAUCAAUUUUAUCAAUGUUAAAAAUAUUGUAAAUUUUGCUUUUUAUGGAAGGUUUAAUCAUAUGGGCGCCCCUGCAGAAAAUAACAGUACGAGUCUCGAGGAAGCAGGAAAUUUUUCUGUCGGGGUGUACGAAAUCACGGAAAAUUUCGUGAUUACUCCUAUUGAUGGAAUGGCAGAUGUUAUCAUUCAACUUAUCAAACAUCGUAAACUUUUCCACAAAACGCUGCAAAACCAACAUACUUUUUCGCGAAAAGUCACGUCUGGCAAUAAGGUGAAUUUUGGAUGUAUUCCUGAAAAAUGGUACUCCGAACCUGAAAUAAAGUAA